Messenger RNA from Octopus bimaculoides (California two-spot octopus), 6657 nucleotides. RefSeq names its product nephrocystin-3. The record is from RefSeq and is a predicted model, not a curated record. Gene Ontology annotation, molecular function: protein binding. NCBI's taxonomy places the organism in Eukaryota, Metazoa, Mollusca, Cephalopoda, Octopoda, Octopodidae.
CGGAUGUUUCCGACUAAUUGGUCUUUAUUUUUUUAAAGCAUAACUUUUAUUCUUUUCAAAAGUUUGUAAGUCCAGCAAGAUAAUUAUGUUUUACAAUAACAUUUACAAAAGUAUUUCGAAACAGUUGAAAUUACAACUUAAAACUGAUGUUUCCGGAGUUUUGAAACUUUUCUGAAGAUUUCAUCAACAAACCAAAAUGGGAAGCUGCGUGACGUUAUCACUUUAUCUCCAAUUAAGAAUAAAACUUUAAUACUGAUUGACGUUUCGCUGACACUUGGAUACAUUAUAAAGUUAUAGAUGUAAGAUAACUUAUUAAACUACCACAACUAUUGUCGAUGUUAUCAGCACAUUAUAAAAUGUUCUAUGAUGAAAUCUUAUGAAAAAGAACACAAAAGGAAUUGGUUCUCUGAGUUGAUAUUAGCUUCCCACCAAAUAUUAGAUAUAAAAGUGAAUAUAUCUUAAAGGCUCUUAUUGUAACAUAUUGGCCCCCACCUAUACUCAAAAUUACGGAACUAAAUAUAUUCAACAUGGGAACUGGCAGUUCUUUCUUACAUUCGCCUGAUGAUGAUGAUAUCAUUGGCGCCGACUGUGAUGGCAAUAGCCAUGGUGUCAUUAAAAGGAUCCCGAUUGAAAUGAAACCAAGGGGACGUCUAGGACUUCGAAAACCCAAAGAUGAAAGCUUGCGUUCAAUCGACUUAGACAGCCAGGAACUUGAACGCAAAAACAAAGAAUUUGAGAUGUAUCGGCGAAAUAAAGAACAGGAGAUCGCUAACAUGCAGAAGAAAGAACAAAAGCUAAUAAAUGAGAACAAGAAAUUUCGAGCAGAGUUGUUGGCUCUUCAGAAAACUUGUGCCAAACUACGAGGUGAACGAGAUUUGGCAACUCAAGCUGAAAGCCAAGCACUUGCAAGAGCUGCUGCAUUUGAAAAUGAUCGAGAUAAGAUACAAAGGCAAUUCAAAAUUUUUCGUGAGACAAAAGAAAGUGAAAUUCAGAACCUUCUCAGAGCCAAACGUGAAUUAGAAAGCAAACUUCCAAAACUAAACAGAGAUCUUCUGAAUGAUACCAGUGAAGAUGAUGAUUCUCCAGAAUCUGGUUUGGAGUCUGUUGGUAGUGCUUAUCCUGGAGACUGGUGGACAGCUUUGGAAAGUGAACCUUCACUUGGUAGCACGUUCCAGUUACAUCCAACAUUCCGUGGACCAGAGUUAGCCAACUGUGUCAUGGAGCUGGAAGGACCAUUCACCAAUGUUAAUAAAGAGGAUUGGAGUUUGGCCCUUGGAAAGCUUACACAAAUCAGCCCUACAAUUCCAGAGCAUUUAAUUGCUAAUGUAGUUCGAAUUUUUGUGUCCAUCUCUAAUGAUAGCAAAAUGGAAUUUGAUAUUUUUCAAAAGGAUUAUGCUCCAAAGCUUGCCAGUCUAUGUCAAGGGGAAGGCCGAACUUUGAUUGUUGUUAACAUGCAUGUAGAUGAUGAUGUGAGCCUAUCAUCAACGGUGUUUGAGCUUCAUUUGCAAGCAAUAAAAAGACAAAUCCAGAUGUCAAACUUGUAUUUAGCUUUCAGAGGGGUUGAGGCUAACAGGUUUAAUAGCUGGGAAUACAGCUGGGGACAUCUAGAUAGCCUUGGGGUGCGACCUGCUGUAUUUUGUCUUCGUGAAAAAUAUGAUGGCACGCAAAUAAAUAACCUGAACAUCCAGAGCAGUAACGUCCGUGUCUUGAAUGGUUAUAACACACCAGCCAAAGGUGCUGAGUUAGCCUAUAAUGAAAUUGACAAGAUAUUGAAAAUGGAACUUGGUAUUGAUGCCAAAAAGGAAAAACCAGAAAGUGACUGUGGUUACUCUGAACUAGAAGGUCCUGAACAACUAUGUGGUGGUGCUUUGUGGGACAUCCAAUGUGACUAUGAGCAUAUGGUAGCUCUUAAUGCUGCACUAUCUUCAAGUUGUGAGCUUGGCUUUGAGAAGUAUUAUGAGCAAUUGAAUAGUCAUGUACAUGCCUGUGGACCUCAGCCACCCCUUUUGAUCAUUGGUUCUUCUGGCACCGGUCGUUCUUUGCUCCUAGCAAAAUGGACCCAACUUCAUCAAGAAAAAUAUCCUAGUUGCUUAGUCAUGUGUCAUUUCGUCAGAUCCAAGUCUUCUGUUGGUGCUGAUCCCAUAUUUAUGAUCCGACGGUUUACAGCCCAGCUGAUGCAGCAUGUUACCUCACCACCUGCUUUGACAUGUAACCCUGUACGUCUGGAAGAGGAGUUUCCUCGAUGGUUAGAGAAAGUUUCAUCAAGACUACCUGGCGGGGUAGUUUUGGUACUUGAUUCUGUUGACCUCUUUCAAGAAGCUGAAGAACACCUCAAGUGGUUAUUGGAUCCGUUGCCUGUUGGUGUUCAUGUGAUAGCAACCGUAAAUGAAAAGUCUUGUCCACAGUCUUGGAGACAAUGGGCAACACUUCAUCUAGAUCCAUUAAGCAAGAAAAAUGUCAAAGAACUUCUCAGGGCAGAGCUAGCUUUGUUUGACAUUCGUUUGAGUCAAGAAGAAGAGACCAGUUUCCUAGAACACUGCCAGACUGAUGACACUUGUGCACCACUGUUUACUAUGGUUUUAACUCGACAUAUUGUAUGGACAGUGAAGCGUAGUGAGAAGUCUAAGGAAUAUCUGAAAGACAUCCUGUCCUGCAAUGACACAGUAGAUCUAUAUGUUUGUGUCUUAGACAAAGUGCAGACUAUUUGGGAGUCAGAAAAUACAAAGGACAUCAUGGUGCAGAUCCUGAAACUACUUUGUGUAAGCCGUAAUGGACUUAAUGAAAACGAACUUCUGGCAUUGGUGCCUGGACUCACAUGGUCGAUAUGGACACCAAUUUUUAAUGCACUCUGUGAUCAGUUAAUUCUCAAAUACCAGACAGGUCUAGUGAUGCCAGCACAUGAACAGACGACAGAGGCAUUGUAUGUGUUCUGUUUCAAGCGAGACCAGAAUGAAGAAGAUGUAGUGGAAACUCGUCAACUAUUGAUAGCCCAUUUCAGUGGAUUGCUCCGACCUGGUCAUGUGACAUGCCGUGUUGCUGAUGAAUUACCAUGGCUGCUUAAAGAAAGUGGAGAUGUUGAUGGCUUGAAGACGUGUAUUCUUAACCUCUGUAUCUUUCAGCGUCUCUAUGCUCGAGGUCGCUGUGCAGAGCUUAUUAGCCAUUGGCAGUUGAUAGGAGCAGACAAAACCAGCAUGGCUCAAGAAUAUCUAGUCCAAACAAAACAUAUGGAAGUUCUCAACCAAUCAGAUGGAAAUGUGUCAGGAAUUGCUGACAUGUAUGAGACUCUUGGACGAUUCCUUAAAGAUCUUGGAUUAUUAAGCCAAGCCCUGCCUGCCCUACAGCGGUCAUUAGAGAUUCGCGAAACUGGACUUGAUCCUGACCACCCUGCUGUUGCUCGAUCUUUGCAUCAGCUAGCUGGUCUCCAUGCCCAGUGGGGAAAAGUGAGUACUGCUGAAACUCUUUACAAGCAAGCUCUAGACAUAUAUGAAAAUGCUCUUGGAUCUGAGCAUUAUCUGGUUGCCAAAGAACUUGAUGCUUUAGCAGUGCUGUACCAGAAACAGGACAAACAUGAUCUUGCUGAACCUUUGAAGAGACGAGCCCUCAUAAUCAAAAAGAAAACACGUGGCCCAAGGAUUAGUACAGGUCAAAUCCGAGGCAUUGAUCCCAUGGUACAGCGUCGUGCCCUUCGUCUGGAGGAACUUUCCAUGGGACCUGAUUCAGCUGACCUUGCUCACACCCUUAAUGAACUUGGUGUUCUCUACUAUUUACAGAAUAAUCAAGAAUCAGAUCUGAUGACAGAUACUUAUUUGCCGGAUCAUCCAAGUGUUGCUUCAAUCAAUAAACAUCUAGCUGUUCUCUAUAAGAAACUCGGCCAGUACAGUCUUGCUGAACCACUUUACAAACAGGCAGUAGAUAUUCGUGAAAGAUCCUUUGGAAAGAAUCAUCCUGCAGUUGCUACAGCAUUAGUAAAUCUUGCAGUUCUGUUUUCACAGCAGAAUAAGUAUGAAGAUGCUGAACCUUUGUAUGAACGAGCUCUGAAAAUUUAUGAGGAUAGUUUUGGUCAACAUCAUCCAAGAGUGGCUGAAACAUUGAGAAAUUUGGCUGUGAUGAAAUUUAAUCAGGAGGAUUAUAAAACUGCUGCCCGAUUAUAUAAGAGAGCCACUGAAAUCAAAGAGACUGAAGCCAGUUACACAGGAAAGGACUUCUCUCGGUGCAGUUCUGGGGGUGAUACAAACUCUACUGUGAAAAACAGUGAGCGAACUGUAGGUUAGGCUCAGGAAAGAACACUUCCUUAUCGACCAUACAAAUAAUUGUUUUAGUAGUUUCAGGACUGCUCGCUCACUAUUCAAAUAUGAGCUAAUCUAGUGGGCCUGUAAAUAUUUAGCUUAUUUAAUGAGAUGUUAAUAUAUUGGAAGGUGUUUCUGACUUGUGUUUCAAUAGAAACAUAUUGCCCAUAGAGAGUUCACAACUACGUAAGUGAAAUGAUAACAUUAUUAACUUAUUUUUUGUUGUUGUUCACAAUUAUACAUGUUUGGGAAAUGUUGUCGGGAGUACACAAAACAUUUCAGACCCUUGAUCAACUGAAAAGUUAUAGAAACAUAUGACUAUGUUGCUAAUAUUUACAAUAUUGUUAACUAUAUUCUGCAUCAAUAUAAUAUAUAAAAAUAUAAUAGAAUAUAAAUUACAACAACUAGCUUGAUAUAGAUUGAAACAGUUGACUUACCAUAUCAGAUGCAGACCAAAAGAUUUAUAUUCUUGAAUGUAAAUCAUCUGGUUUGCUUCAAACUGUGAUGAUCCAUCUCUUUUAAUCAAUAUCAAUAUAAUUUUAUAUAUAGCAUGCUGCACUUUCAACAUGUAAAGAAAGAAUUUCUAGCUGGAAUUACAAUCCAAUCAUAGACUUAUAACUAAUCCACAGUGAAAACUAAAUGUGAUUUUUUGCAGUAUCUCAUUAAAGACUCACUGUUUUAGUUUAAAAUCUCUUUGUAAGUUACAUUUGAUUCUUCUAUGAAGUGUUUUGAAAGUGAUAUCUUGUGGUGCGACACAAAAGCUAAUUUCUUUAAACGUGCUUUUGUAAUGUUCAUGGCAAUACCUUAUAUUGUAUAAGGAAUUUGAAUUGAAACUUAUAUUUUCUGAAGUAACCAAAGUGCAGUUGUAUUUGCUGUCUCCUUAGUUUCUGUACAGGCCAAAUGUAUUUUCCCUUCUCAUCAGAAUUUCAAAGAUAGUAAUAUAUAUUGGAAUCAAAUGUUUACUUCCACCCUUAUAAAGUUAGACUAUUAUGCCACAGGUUUACUAGAUUUAUGUGUAUUGACAUAGUUUACUAUCUCUAUACCUGCUGAAAGUUAGAACCCAACAACACUGUUGCCAAAAAUAAUGUUACUUUGUCUAGAUGGCUAUUAUUAAAACAUUACAUAUUUCUUUAUUUGCUUUCCACAUAGUCAUUACUGCAUUUCACUAAAGACAUCAUUGCCUUCAAUUUAUUCAAAAGAAGGCAAUACACUAAAGGGUUUCUUAAUGAUUUCUGUAGCUCAUCAAAAAUAUCUAAUAUCAAUAAUGAGUUUUUUUUCUUUUACAUAGAAUUGUUACUUAGGUAAUUAAUCCAGGUAGAUUGGGUUAAUGAGUUUUAGCUGGAGGUUCAAUGAGAAGUUAGUGAUGACAAUACAAAACGUCAAAUUUUAAAUUUGAACAGGUAGAUUGGCAAUCUACAAACUCAGCUGAUUGCAGAAAUUAUAAUGAAACUGAACAACUAAAAGCAAGAACAUAUUGUAAACAGUUAUAUUGAAAAUACAAUAUAAACUUAAUACACUUAAUAAAUGCAAGCAUAAAAAUUCAGAUCAGAUAUGAUGAAAGUGAUUUUAAUGAAAAAGGUUACAAACAUACAUAGAUGUUUGUAACGUGCAAGCAUUCUUGUAUCCCCAUGCAACAUACAAAUAUGUUGUGUCUAGUGAUGGUAUACUCUCAACUUAAUCUUCACCAGUUCUUCCACAGCCAGACACAAUCAAAUAUUUACCAGACUGUUGUUUGUUUGUCUUCAUCUGAAAUUCCAUUUCUUAGAACUGUAUUUUCUUCCUAAGAAUAUUGAUGUCUUCCAAUGCACAACUUCUUAAAUUGUCUUUCAAAAUUAUUUUGAUUAAAGAGAAACAAGUUCUCUUUUUUUCCAAAAUGUUUGCUUCCUGCCAGAAAGCAAUUGGAAACCAUGAAUCAUGUUAAUUUCAAGGAACAUAGAAUGGCUUUACCAUAGUUUCUUUCAUGGGAAAGGUUGGGGUGUAAUUGUCACAGCCACCAAGCUAAAAGAGAUUUUAAUUUUACACUGCUAACCUAACAUGUAGUUAUUAGCUGUACCUCUUUAUGGUACCUGUUUGAGCCAUCAAUAACUAAAUCUCUUAACCAUAAACAGCACUACAUUGCUGCUGACAACCACCACCAUUCACACUUCAGGUUGUAGUGUUUGUAGUCUGUUUAAUUUGCUGCAACACCACUUAGCAACAAAUACUGUCUCAUAAAUAGCAAAACAUUUUUUCUAGUCAUAUUAUUGAUAAUUUUCUGUUUUGUUAUAAUAAUAAAAACGGUAUUUUCUUGUUUCAGUUUAUAAACAUUUGUACAAAUCUAAAAGAAAAGAAUUAAUAAAAUGAGAAAAUAAAGUAAUUUAUAUUUUAGUAA